UAACGAGCGUUUAUCAAAGCGAAAAAGACGAAGUUAUUAUUCAGUCCGAAUCAUUUUGUGAUUCGGUUCAAUUUAUUCGGUGAGAAGAUUCAAAACAAGAUCUGCUCGUUCACCACCAGUCAGAGGUCGCUAGAUCGAGUCUAACAGAGCAGUUUCCUUUUGGUGCAGUUUGCUUAAAUGACACAUACUGCAUCUUUUUCUCCCACUGCACUAAAGUAGUGAUCAUGGCGGCAUCUCUCAGCUGUUCUGCUGGCUUUGUUCUCGGCAUGGAUUUGGGCACCACAUCAGUUAAAGUGGUGCUGCUGGAUGCGCGGUCAAAGACAGUGACAGACAGCAAGAGUUUCCCUACAAACUCUGAUAUCAGCAGCACUUCAGACGAACAUGCUAAAGAGCAGGAUCCUUCACUAAUAAUCUCUGCUCUGGACCAGUGCAUGGACGCUUUACCAAAAGACAAGCUGAAAAAAGUCAAGUGCAUUGGAGUGUGUGGACAAAUGCAUGGCGUUGUGUUGUGGAAAUCUAAAUCAGGCUGUGAACGGCUAAGUGAAGAUCAUGGAAAUAUUAGAUUCAAUCCUGAAGAUGUCAGUCAGCUGAUCACCUGGCAGGACGGCCGCUGCGGUGCUGACUUCCUGUCUUCCUUACCCAAACCAGAUUCACACCUGAGCGUGGCCACUGGCUUUGGUUGUGCCACCAUCUUCUGGUACAUGAAACACAGGCCGGAGUUCCUGUCAAGUUUCAGUGAUGCGGGCACCAUCCAAGACUAUGUGGUCUCCAUGUUGUGUAACCUUGACAAAUGUGUCAUGACCGGACAAAAUGCUGCCAGCUGGGGCUACUUCAACACAAGCACCAACACGUGGAACGCACAAAUCCUGAAGGAGGCAGGUUUCCCCGUGCAGCUCUUGCCGGUCGUGGUGGAGUCUGGAGCUGUGGCCGGUCACACAUCCUCUGAGUGGUACGGCAUCCCUGCUCACACAGCGGUCGGGGCGGCGCUGGGAGACUUCCAGUGUAGUGUCUACUCCUGCAUGACUGACAAGGGAGAUGCAGUACUGAAUAUGAGCACUUCAGCGCAGCUGACGUUCACCAUGCCUGCAGAGUUCACCGCUCCCAAUGCUCCGGACCCCCUCUCUCCUGUUGCUUAUUUCCCAUACUUGCACGGCUCUUACCUGGCAGUGGCCGCAUCUCUUAAUGGAGGCAAUGUCAUGGCCACAUUUGUCAGAAUGCUGGAAUCGUGGAUGAAAGAAUUAGGAUUGGAAAUAAAUGAGUCCCGAAUCUACUCCCAACUAAUCCAGUCUGCUCUGGUACAACCUAGCACUGACCUAACCGUGACAGCAGCGCUACUAGGAGAGCGACAUGACCCCGCUUCCAGUGCUAGUGUCUCCCAGAUCUCACCCUCUAACCUCUCUCUGGGUCAUGUGACUCGUGCUGUGUGCAGGGGUGUUGUUGAAAACAUGGCCACUAUGAUGCCCCCUCAGAGCCUGCAGGCCGCUGGAGUGAAGUGUAUUAUUGGUAGCGGCAGAGCUCUGACAUGUAACACGGUUCUGCAACAGGAAGUAGAGAGAGUAUUUACAUUUCCUGUAGUCUACGGCAAAGAUGUUGACUCGGCAGUUGGAGUUGCCAUGCUGUUUAAUGACCAAACGUAAGAUAUAACAUUAAAAUUGAAAGUCAGAAAGAUAUAACGUUUAAAAUUCUGUUAUUACUGACCCUCAUGUCAUUCCAAACCUGUGAGGCCUUUGUUCUUCUUCAGAACACAGAUUAAGAUAUUUUUGAUGAAUUCUAAGAGCUCUCUCACCCACCCAUAGACAGCA
Puntigrus tetrazona (Sumatra barb) is the source of this 1802-nucleotide messenger RNA. RefSeq names its product sedoheptulokinase (gene shpk). Gene Ontology annotation, molecular function: sedoheptulokinase activity. The record is from RefSeq and is a predicted model, not a curated record. The transcript is spliced from 7 exons. Gene Ontology annotation, biological process: carbohydrate metabolic process; cellular response to lipopolysaccharide. Gene Ontology annotation, cellular component: cytosol. Bases 225 to 1637 code for a protein of 470 amino acids. Lineage: Eukaryota; Metazoa; Chordata; Actinopteri; Cypriniformes; Cyprinidae.